This is a messenger RNA of Humulus lupulus (European hop), 2826 nucleotides long. RefSeq lists its product as uncharacterized. The record is from RefSeq and is a predicted model, not a curated record. Gene Ontology annotation, biological process: proteolysis. Gene Ontology annotation, molecular function: cysteine-type peptidase activity. Lineage: Eukaryota; Viridiplantae; Streptophyta; Magnoliopsida; Rosales; Cannabaceae. The coding region runs from base 1 to 2826 and encodes 941 amino acids. The transcript is spliced from 9 exons.
AUGGCAAAGAAAGCUCGUAUCACGAAGAAGAAUAGGAAAUUAGGUUAUUAUCAUAAAAAAUUGAAUGUUUUCAAGAAUUUAAAUCCAAAUAAGCUGAUUUUUGCUAAGAAUCAAAUGAAAGUUAAUUUUCAAGAUCAUCAACUCAAUUUCCGUUGUAUCGAGAAUUCUCUAACCGAUGCUCAAUUUGAAAAGUUAAAGGAUUCAUGCUUGGGAUUUCUCUUAGAUAUUAAUAGUAACCUAAAACUUUGUUCCAUGAUUGUUCAUUCUCUAAUUCUUCAUGAGGAGGGUAGCUCUAGUAGACAAGACAUCCGAAUGAACUUUGGAGGGAAAAGAGCAAAGUUUGGAAUUGAAGAAUUUGCUCUAAUAACUGGUCUAAAUUGUUCCCAACUUCCUACUGAUGUUGAUCAUAGUGUUCAACCCAAUAGAUUAAUAGAAAAGUACUUCUCUGGGAAAUCAUCAAUCUCAAGAAAUGACUUGAAAAACCUUCUCAUGUCUUCAAAAAUAGAUGACGAAGAUGCCGUUAAGAUAGCUAAAGUACAUAUUGUGCAAAAUAUUUUAGAAAGUAAAAGAGGUGACAGGUUUGUUGAUGACUUUGUUUUGAAAUUGGUUGAUGAUGAACAAAAGUUUGAGAAUUAUCCAUGGGGUCGUCGUUCGUUCAAUGAAACUAUUGGGAGUAUUUCAAGUGUUUUGGAUUUGCAAAAAAACAAUUAUGAGUUGUGCGGCUUCCCUGUGGCUUUCCAAGUGUGGGGUUAUGAGGUUAUUCCAUCAUUGGGAUCUUUGUUUGGCGCUCGUGUAAGUUCAAAAAUCCCUAGAAUCUUAAAUUGGAAGUCAACUAAAGUGAACAAUCUCCGAUCAAUUUGGUCUAAAGUUUUCCAAAAAUCAAAAGUUGAUUAUGUUUGUUUGUCUCUAUCUAGUGCGGAAAAAGAGUCAUUACACCUUAAUGGUAUGUUUACUGACACAGUAAUUCUUGAAAGAGGAAUAUACAUGGAUGCAAACAAUCCCCCCUCAAUGAUGAGUAACAAGACAAAAAGUAGCUCAAUUGAUGAAGAAAUUAUUUCAAUAUUGAAGGAGCUCAAAGAGGACAUCAUUGAAAUAAAAAAAGAUAUUGUUGAAAUUAAAAGUGGAAUUGGUCAGAUUAAUAUAUGCAUGGCACAAAUUGAUGAGAGAACGAAAGAUACAGAUGCCAUGAAGAAACAAAUAGAAGAUUAUGAACAACUAAUUAAGAAAUUUGUGAAACAAAAUGAUUUAAAGAAAUGCAUACAUGAAGAAGGAGAACAAGUGAAAGAGAGAAGCAAAAAACGUUUGAAAUAUGUGCAAGAUUCCAAAGUUUCAGAGAAAACUAGAAAGUUAUCUGCUCAAGAGGAUUUGCAAGCAUGCAUAAAUGAUUUGUUAAGUGGUGAAAUACUUCUAAGUAGUCCUGAAUGUGUUCCUCAACCAAAGGAAUGCAUGAAUUUUGCAAGAAAUGCCCCUAUUGAACAAAGAGAAAAUUAUAAUAAGAGGAGCAUACAUGGCAAGCAACCACCAAAUAUUUCUAAAAUUUUAGAGAAAAUAAAAAAACCUUCUACACUGUUGAGAUCAACUGGCGAGAUUGUUCCUAACAAUCCAAAAUGCAUUCCUCCUUCUCUGUCAAUUGUAAAAAGUGUCCCACAAGUUGUCAAUGAAAAAUUCUAUCAAAAGAAAGAAAAUAUUGCAAAGAACUAUAGAGGAACAGAAGAACAAAAAGAAGUGAAGCAAAUGAAAAGUGAUCAUGAUGAUUCAAGUGCAAUCAUGGCUUCCCCACCAUCCAUGACAACUAUUGUGGAACCAAGUGAAUUGCUUUGUUCUUCUGUGAACUCUACAGAAGCAAAGAAUACUUGUCAUUUCUUAGGCAGAUUUCCAUUUGAGAGUGAAUAUGAAGUUAUGCCUGUUCCAGAAGCAAUUUCGUUCUUCUUGGAGUGGUACACUCAUGGUAUGAAUAAGAAAAGAAGUAAAUCAUCUCCAUAUGCUGCAUUUCAUGCCAAAUUAAAAUCACCUUUAUCAUUGGGAGGAAUAGAAAUUGACAACAAAAAGUGGUUCUUCGAUUUGUGUGAUGCAGAAGGUCUCAUCAACAACGAUCAUAUUGAUAUAUCUUUUUACUAUUUGCGAAAGAAGGCAUUGUCUCAUACUUGUUAUCCUUCAUUUCGAAAAUGUACUACAACAAGUUGUGUUUUUGAUCACUACAUGACCCUAAUUAGUUGUGAUGAAGCUUAUUUAAGGAAGAUAAUUUCAGAUGUAAAAAAAAAUGAUCAACAUAAAAGGAUAAAGCAUCCAUGUCCCAAAAUGAAGGCUAUUAUUGAUUUCAUUCUGGGAAAAAUAUUGAAAUUUGGAAAGUCAUGGUUUGAAGUUGACUUUGUUUUCAUGCCAUUUCUUAUUCCACAAGGAAGGGGGAUUUAUUUAGAUCAUUGGAGCUUAGGAGUUUUACAUAUAGAUAAAAAGAUUAUCUAUGUCUAUGACUCAUUUAAUAGUCCCAAUAACGAAGAUGUUGAAACACGCGUGAAGAAAUAUUGCAGAAUUCUUCCAUUCAUUUUGGAUUAUUUGGGCUUCCAUGAAAAACGUAAACAUUAUGCACCUAUGUGUGAGGAUUUUAGGUUCUCAUGGGUUGAAACUCCUUUUCAGAAUAACACGUUUGAUUGUGGUAUUUACGUGAUAAAAAUGGCUGAGUUGUUAAUGAUGGGGAUGUCUCCAUUCAAAAUUGGUCCAAACAAUAUUGUUGAUAUGAGAAGGAAGAUGGCCUUAGAAUUUUGGGAUCAUGGGUACAAGAGGAAGCACGGUCAUGAAACUCCAUCAGAGAACUUGUGUCAUGUAUGA